AUGUCUGGCACUCCCUGGCCGCUCGGCGUGGGGAGCCAGGAUCCAGCUGGAUUUGCGCCCAGCUUUGAUGCCAUGGCUGUUUCCUCUGCUUCAGAACCUCAAGGUCUGAAGCACUUCAGCGGUGAUGCUGAAGACCCCAAGGAGUACAAAAGGUGGCGAACGUGGGUCACCAACAAACUCCUCACGUUGGGUGACAAGGUGCCCGAGAACGCCAAGGGCGCUUACGUGUACACCCUGCUGUCCGGAAAAGCUCUGGAAUGUGUCGAGCAUCUCGACCCAUCGGUCUACCAAAAGACCAACGGAGAGAAGGCUUUAUUUGAUCUGCUAGAUCAGCGCUUUCCCCAGCGUGAUCAAUCGGACGAAAUGUCCGAGAUCCUCCAAGAGGUGUUCCAGAUGAAGGCUGUCGAGGGAGAGUCACUCAAGACUUGGGUGUCUCGUGCCACUGAACUUUUUGAUCGUACAGAUCGCAAAGUAAAAGUCAAAUUCCCAGACGAGGCACGAGGAUGGCUCAUCCUCCACCGUUCUGGACUGAGCGCUGAACAAAAAGCUGUCGUUUUGUCCCGCUCCAUGGGUUCGUUGAAACGUGAUGACAUUGGAAAGGCCAUGAGGUCUGUGUAUCCUGAAUUUGUGGUCAGCAAGCGACAUGCUAACAGCGUGGCCCUGAUUGAAGAGGAUGCAACUGGCCCUGAGUUGUCUUUCGAGGCUGACGAGACGGACCCUGAGUUGACAGAACUUGAACAGUUUUUGGCAGAGCACCAGGUCGGUCCUUUUGGCGAGACGCCAGGCUGUGGUGUAUUGGAUUCUGGAUGUGGCAAAUCCAUCAUUGGAGCUGAUACCUGGAAGGAGUUUGAGGCCCUGUGGACAGAUCGUGGAUGGGAACUUCCUGUCCCCUUCGCCGAGACAAAUCACUUCAAGUAUGGAAAUGGCCAUCAAGAGACCUCCGAGUUGGCAAUCCGAGCUCCUGUUCGGCUAGGCGGUCGAGCAGGCACAAUCAAAGUUGCCAUUGUCAAGGGCCAAGCGCCCCUGCUGGUCUCCCGGAAUGCUUUGAAGUCAUUGAAGGCAGUGAUCAACUUCGCUGACAAUGAGCUGCAGUUGUUUGAAGAUCAGGUCAAGAUACCACUGCUGACCAAUCAAGCUGGUCAGUACACCGUUGAUUUGCUCGGUCAGCCCAGUGACUCCGCUUCGCAGCCAUUUGCCGAAGUCAUGAUCACGCAGCCAUCUAAUGCUUCAGAGUGCAGUACUCCGAACCCUGCCCAGACGUCAGACGAUCCCGGAUCAUCAUCAAGUUCCAUAUCAGCCACAGGUCAAUACACUCCUCAGUUUGUGCAAGCCGUGCUGCAAACAGUCCCCACGUUUCAACAGUAUGAAGCCGCCAGUCUGGUGGAAUGCGAAGUAGCAAAGACCAGUCGCGUGACCGAGUUCAAUCACACCAUCGGCAUGGAUGUCAAAUACUUGCCAGGUAUCAAGGACAUGAUCAUAGGAGGCACUUUUCGCAGCAAGAACUUCAUCGAUUUGGUUCCUGGUCAUUACCCCACACUGCAACAGGAGGGUCCGAAUGAACCGGGGGUUGUCACAACUGCAUCCGAUAGUCCAACAGCUCAAGAAAUUCCUCAAAUUGCUCCAACUGAGGAACAGUCAAACCCAAGUACUAAUGUGGACCUGGAUGUUCCCAUGACUCCGGAAGCCUCACCUGCAGAACAGAAUGCCGAAAUGCCUGAAGUCAUUGACAAGUCGCCGAUGCCCAGUCAAACAAGGUAUGGCCCCAUUCGAUCUAAGCAUCGUGUGCAUGAGAAAUCUGGAGAGGCGGCACUUUACCGUCCUCCUAUGACCAGACAUGAAGACUUUGUUGAGAUCAUGCGUGAAAUUGUCCCACAACUCAUCGAUCAACAAGUGACUGUUUCUUCUGGUCCCAGCAGUGCUUCUGGUAUCAAGCGUGAUCACCCCGAGACCACCGACACAACUGAACCCCCUUCAACUAGGGCUAGACUCAUGUCCGACGACCAACUUUCAGUGGAAAUCCUGUCGGUUCAAGACUGCAAUCAAUUGUGUCAGAUUUGGGACCAGUCCAAAGAUAUCGAAGUGCUCAUCGCAGCCUACCUCCAAAAGAGGGCCGGAAAAGAAAUUCCGGCGACGGGGAAUCCUCCACUCUUGCAAGAGGCGGUAGAAGAGUCCAAGUUAGUCGAAUGGACCACUCUCAUGGAAAAGGGUGCCAUUAGGGUUCACACUGGAAAGAAAGCAGCUUGGAUAAAGGCUCAACAUCCCGACCGUUUCAUGGGCAGUCGAUUUGUCAUUGUUCGCAAGCCUUUGGAAGAGAAUCUCCACUUUGAUCCUGAAGAUCCAAGUUCUUUUCGUGUGAAAAGCCGCUGGUGCCUACAAGGGCACUUGGACCCAGAUCUGGACACCAAGCUUCAUGAAGGUCAAAAGGACAAUGAGCAGCUGAGAGCCUUGCUGUACAAGGCUUCCCGCAAUGGAGUGAAUCCAUUGGCGGAUCUCGGCUGGGUUGAAGAUGAGUUCGAGCCCGUUGGCACUAUGAGUGACGCCUCAAAGAGGCAGAGCAAUUCUGGUCAAUACCCCAUGAACACCAAGUCAGGUCGAAAGACCAUGCCGGUGCCAGAGCUGGAGUGUGAUAUCAAGGGCUCUUCGACAUACGCCGCAACAAGCGAUGAUGUGCCUUUUCCUUCCACCGCACCCGAGCUCAUGUCCGAGAUUCCUUUGCCGCCCGGCAUUGUCUCCACUAAGCAGUGGGGCACCACCAAGAUCUCCUUUGGCAAGUUCAAGUCCCGGAACUGGUGCUACCGUGACUUGAUUGAUUCUGAAGAGGAUGAAGCCCGCAGCUAUGUCACAUGGUGCCGGCCUCGCCUUGAAUCCUCCGGAGGAGAGCUCAAGGAUUUGAUCGCCUACAUCCAUCGAUUCGAAGCUGAGAGUGCCAAGACUGGUGGAAAGACAGGUUGCUUGAUUCCAGGCACGGAAGUGCGCCGAUCCUUCAAGUGA
Durusdinium trenchii is the source of this 2991-nucleotide messenger RNA. The record is from the annotation of a GenBank genome assembly. NCBI's taxonomy places the organism in Eukaryota, Dinophyceae, Suessiales, Symbiodiniaceae.